Messenger RNA from Lolium perenne, 1053 nucleotides. The record is from RefSeq and is a predicted model, not a curated record. Lineage: Eukaryota; Viridiplantae; Streptophyta; Magnoliopsida; Poales; Poaceae.
AUGCAGCAUCAUCCUUUUAGUGGAACUGCAUUAGAAAAUCCUCAUGAGCAUAUGAUGACCUUCUUGGAGUACUGCAAUACACUCAAACAAAAUGGAGUUCCACCUGAAGCAAUAAGGAUGCAGUUGUUCCCAUUCUCUUUGUCAGGAAAUGCAAGGAUGUGGUUCCAUGCUCUGCCUCAUCACUGCAGGGAUAUUUGGCAGAAUAUAAUGCAAGCAUUCUUUGAGAGGUACUUUCCACCAACAAAAGCUGCAGAAUACAGAGAUAGAAUUACUAGAUUUGUUCAGUUUAGUGGUGAGAGAUCAUUUGUUGAUUCAGCUGCUGGUGGUGGGAUAAUGAACAAGACCCUGGUAGAAGCUACUGAACUGAUUGAGAGAAUGGCAAUUCACAAUUUCUCUAGGUCAAACGAAAGGGCCAUUCAUCCUGUCCAACAAGUCUCAGAAGUGCAAUCAACUAACAUCUGCCAGAUAUGUGGAGAAUUGGGUCACACAACACAUGGAUGUGGAGUCCUAUUGGGUGCAGGCAGUCAAAUUCAAGAAGUUAAUUAUGCUCAGAACCAAGGACCCUACUCACAGAAUUAUAACCCAUCUUGGAGAAAUCAUUCAAAUCUUUCAUAUAAGACAGGUGGUCAGCCAAGUUCAUCAGCCCCAAGUAUUUCAAGUUACAAACAACAAGCUUUGGCUUAUCAACCAGCACAACAACCAUUGUUUCAGACAGGAAGUGCUAUUGAUAUUAGUGAAAUGAUGAAGCUUCAGAAAGAAAUGUUCAGUGGCAUGCAGGAAACUAUGAAAAUGCAGUCAAAAUUGUUUAUCAAGACUAUGCAGCAUUUGACCUUGGGAGUUUCAAAUUUGCAAGUCAGCAACAAUGACAACAAGUUACCCUCUCAAACAGAAACGAAUCCUAAGCAAUGCGGAGCAAUUACAUCGACUGAAGCUAUUAUAACAAGAAGUGGCAAGAAUACUGGGCCAAUCUUGACGGCUCCAUAUGUGGCACCUCACUUAAGGCAGCCCAUGUGUGAAUCUGAAUCUGUUCAAAAGCCAGCAAAGGGAAAAUAA